Messenger RNA from Lycium ferocissimum, 2671 nucleotides. RefSeq names its product G-type lectin S-receptor-like serine/threonine-protein kinase At4g27290. Lineage: Eukaryota; Viridiplantae; Streptophyta; Magnoliopsida; Solanales; Solanaceae. The coding region runs from base 66 to 2486 and encodes 806 amino acids. The transcript is spliced from 6 exons. Gene Ontology annotation, biological process: recognition of pollen; protein phosphorylation. Gene Ontology annotation, molecular function: ATP binding; protein serine/threonine kinase activity. The record is from RefSeq and is a predicted model, not a curated record.
UCUAAAUAUCGUAGGCUAUAUAUAGGCGACCAAAUAAAAAGGCUUACGCAUCAAAGGCAUCAUUGAUGGAAGCUAGUCUCCUUCUACAUUUCCUACUGUCUUUCUACUCUUCUAUACCCAAGAUUUCUACUACAACAGAUGUAAUCACUACUAAUCUAUUCAUCACAGAUGGUGAAACUGUUGUUUCAUCUGGUAGAACCUUUGAGCUGGGAUUUUUCAGCCCCAGUGGUUCCUCAAAACGAUAUAUUGGGAUAUGGUACAAGCAAACUCUUCCUUAUGUGAAAACAGUUGUAUGGGUUGCCAACAGAGAAAACCCAUCUGCUGUUUUGCCGGUCACCAAACCAGGGAAACUUGUUCUUUUUAGUGACAAGAAUGAAAUUAUAUGGUCCACUAACACCUCACGAUCAGUCCAAAGUCCAGUUGCACAACUUCUGGAUUCAGGUAAUCUUGUCGUGAAAGAUGCAAAUGAUGGAAAUCCAGAAAAUUCCCUUUGGCAGAGCUUCAAUUUUCCAACUGAUACAUUCUUGCCUAAUAUGAAGGUUGGAAAAAUUUUUAGAACUGGUCAUGAGGUAUACCUUUCAGCUUGGAAGAACGAUAACAAUCCAACUCCCAGGGAAUUUACUGUCCACAUUGAUCCUACUGGAUAUCCACAGGCCCUAAUCAGACGUGGCACAGGGGUAUCAUCACGAUCAGGACCAUGGAAUGGUUUACGGUGGAAUGGAGCCCCCGCACCACUACAAAUACAAAGCAGCAUAUAUACAUUUCAAUUUGUUUUCAAUAAGGAGGAGGUUUACUAUAGAUAUUCUCCGAUUAACAGCUCGGUGUUAUCAAGGCUAGUCCUGGCUAACAAUGGUUAUAUUCAGCGUUACACAUGGGAGGAUCGAACCAAGACUUGGCUUCUUUACCUCAACAUUCCUCAGAAUACUUGUGAUAAAUAUAACUUAUGUGGUGCCUAUGGGAGCUGUGUCAUAGAUGGUUCCCCUUUAUGUAGAUGUUUGGAAAAGUUUGUACCUAAAUAUCCCCAGAAGUGGGAAAAGGGAGAUUGGUCAGAAAGGUGUGUUCGGAGGAAACCAUAUCAUUGCAACAAGGAACAUGUAUUUCUUAGAUAUUCUGGAAUCAAGUUACCAGAUACUAACCACUCUCAGUACGAUAAAACCAUGACACUUGAAGGGUGUAGGCAAGUAUGCUCAAGGAACUGCUCUUGCACAGCUUAUUCGAGCCUAGAUAUAAGCAAUGGAGAGAGAGGUUGCUUGUUUUGGUUUGGGGAGUUAAUUGAUAUGAAAAAGCUCACUGGAACGGGACAAGACAUUUAUAUCAGGGUGGAUUCUUCAGAGCUAGUAUCGGAGGCAGGUUCAAACAGAAAGAAGGCAGAGAUACUCGCGGUGAGUUUCUCGUUGUUGAUGGCAAUGAUUCUGCUAGGACUGGUUUUGUUUUUGUACAUAUGGAAAAAGACGAGGAAACUAAAACUCCAAGACGAAUUUGAGCUGCCAAUGUUCCAAUUGUCAACAGUAACAAGAGCCACAAAUAACUUUUUGGUCAACAACAAAAUUGGAGAGGGUGGAUUUGGACCUGUUUAUAAGGGUGUACUGGAAGAGGGACAAGAAAUUGCCGUGAAGAGACUCUCGAGGACAUCAAUGCAAGGACUUGAUGAAUUCAAGAAUGAAGUUAUCUAUAUUGCCAAGCUUCAACAUCGAAAUCUUGUGAGACUUCUCGGUUGCUGCAUUCAAGGGGAAGAAAAGAUGUUGAUAUAUGAAUACAUGCCUAACAAAAGCCUGGAUUCAUACAUAUUUGAUAAAACAAAGAGCAAAUUACUUGAUUGGCCAAAACGUUUUGACAUCAUAAAUGGAAUUGCUCGUGGCUUAUUAUAUCUUCAUCAAGAUUCUCGACUACGGAUUAUCCAUAGAGACCUUAAAGCAAGCAAUGUUUUGCUAGAUACAGAUAUGAAUCCUAAGAUAUCAGAUUUUGGCUUGGCUAGAAGUGUUGCAGGGAAUGAGAUGGGAGCAAAAACAAGAAAUGUGGUUGGGACACAUGGCUACAUGUCCCCAGAAUAUGCAGUAGAUGGGAUUAUCUCGGUAAAAUCAGAUGUAUUUAGCUUUGGUGUCUUGUUGUUAGAGAUUGUGAGUAGCAAGAGAAAUAGAGGAUUUGUUCAUCAAGAUCACUGCCUUAACCUUCUCGGACACGCAUGGAAGCUUUAUAAAGACGAUAGGUCCUUGGAACUAAUUGACGAGCAUCUAGCGGCUGAUUCUUGUCAUAUAUCUCAAAUUUUAAGGUCAAUCGAAGUGGGGCUAUUAUGCGUGCAAAAAUGCCCAGAAGAUAGGCCAAACAUGUCUUAUGUGGUUCAGAUGUUGGGUAAUGAAAAUCUACUGCCAGAAGCUAAAGAACCAGGGUUUUUCACCGAAAGAAAGGUGCAUGAUGCAGAAAACUCAGGAUCGCAUGCAGGAAGUUCAAAAAAUGAAGUCACAAUCACAUUGUUAGAACCUCGGUAGAGUGUGAACAAGAUAAUUAUUUUGAAUUGUGUGCACAUGAACAGUAAUUUUAGAAGUAACAUAGAAUGUUAUCUACUUAUGGAUGAAGUCUUCUUCAAUUUCUAUUGUUCUCUAACUAGAAAUAUUAUACAUAUUUAUAUUACAAAACUUCUAAAGAUAAAAGAUAUUAAUUUUUUUUCCAGAAA